This is a messenger RNA of Lactuca virosa, 762 nucleotides long. NCBI's taxonomy places the organism in Eukaryota, Viridiplantae, Streptophyta, Magnoliopsida, Asterales, Asteraceae. The record is from the annotation of a GenBank genome assembly.
AUGACUAUGAGGGAGAAAGGUUCCGCACGUGCAAGUAUCGAGUACAAUUCGAUUGGGGUGGAACGAACCAGGCUAAUUACCAGACCUAGGGUUGUGUUUAAAGUAUUACUGCAAUGGAAAGGAAAGCAAUCAGAGUACCAAAAGACAUUGGGUCUGGUCGUUACCCUUGAUUUAUCUUCCAAUAGACUAACCGGAGAAAUCCCAGAUGAAAUCACGAGUCUUUUGGCUCUUGUUGCCUUGAAUCUUUCAAGAAACAGCUUAAUCGGACCAAUACCUGACAACAUCGGUCAAUUGAGACAGUUGGAUUUUCUUGAUAUAUCGAGAAACAACCUGGUAGGCGUUAUCCCAACAAGCCUUUCACAGUUGAGCAAUCUUGGGGUGUUGGAUUUGUCGUUCAACAGCUUGUAUGGAAGAAUCCCGAAGGGCACGCAGUUACAGAGCUUCGAAAUGUCAUCAUACGCCGGAAAUCCUGCACUUUGUGGGGUUCCGUUGCUGAAGUUAUGCCCCGGUGACGAGUCAGGAAGUAGAAACCCAGAUGUUGCACAUGAACAAGAGUCUGAAAAUGAUAAGCUAAUAAAUAAGGGGUUCCUUUUUGGCAUUGUGGGUGGUUUUGCCUUUGGAUUUUGGGGUUUUUAUGGGACAUUGGUUCUCAAAGACUCAUGGAGACAUGCAUAUUAUGGAUUUUUGAAUGUCGUUAAGGAAUGGGUUCUUCUAAGGCUAGAGUUGAGUUUCGCUAGGCUCCGGAGGAAAACUUCACCUUAA